GCGUUGCCGUAGUGAAUUCAUCUGGUUUCACAGGGUGAGGAGAUUCAGCCUGUCGGGGCUUAGUGGAGAAAAGUUGCUUUAAUAAUUAACUGAGAUAUAACUUUCGAGAGAUUUAUGUCCUUUCUGACAGCGGCAUUAAGCAGGUAGUAGUUAGCAAACCUCAGAAGCUGUUUCAAAUUAAGGUCUUCAACCUUUAAAUAAGUGAAACCGGAAACAAGCCAAGCCGAGGCGGAUCCUGGUCAAAAAUAUUCAUACGGCUUCCAGUGAGGGAAGUCCUGGUUGAACUGGUUCCUGUUUGGUCGGGUUCCAGCCAGUCCGUCGGUCCGGUGGGGCCAGCAGCUGCAGCGCAGCAGUUCUGGACGGGACGGGCCUCAGGAUGCCUCUGUUCUCCAGGAGGAGGAAGCCCAGCGAGGAUUCCAAGAAGAGGCUGGAGCAUCAGCUGUACUGGUCCAACCAGGAAGGAGCCGACGACAUCCUGGAUGUCUCAGCCUGUGAGCUUACAGAGCUGCCGACCAAAGUUUUCUCCAUCUGCAAGGUCCAGCAGAAGAAGGUGCUGAUCCUCCACACCAAUGAGCUGAAGUUUCUGCUGCCUAAAGGAUGUGACAUCGGUUGCCUAGCAACCUUAAAGGUUUUGGAUCUGCAUGAGAACAAGCUGAGCUCUCUGCCAGAGGAGAUCGGGACCCUGACCAAACUGCAGAUCCUGAAUGUGGAGAAGAACCGUCUGAAGGUUCUGCCGGACUCCGUCUGCAGGCUGCAGCUGCUGCAGACGCUCAACCUGAAGGGAAACUGCCUGACGGAGCUGCCGGCGGCCAUCGGCUCCCUGAGCAGCCUGCGAACCCUGGACAUCAGCGACAACAACGUCCUGCAGCUGCCCAAACAUCUGGACAUCCGCACCUUGGAGAGCUUCACUCUGGAUGCUGCCAGCAUGACCUACCCACCUGCGUGCGUCUGCGCAGAGGGAACAGAGAGCAUCCAGCGCUACCUCUGCGACGAGCUGGGUGAGGAGUACUGCGCUCCGUCUCAGUACCUGCUGCCGGUUCUGGAGAGCGACUGCAGUAAACCCGGUUCUGACUGUCUGGACGGGUUGGAAGAGGCCUGGCAGAGCAAAUUCAGCGACUAUGAGAGGAGGAAGGAGCAAAAGCUGCAGGAGAAGCUGGCGUUCGAGCGCCACCUUGAGGAGAAACACAGGGAGCACACCCAGCUUCUCCUCAUGAACAAUUCCCACAAGGAGAACAUCCUCAACUCGGUCCGACAGGACCAGCAGCGCGUGGAGCUCGGGUUCAGCCAGCAGCAGAGAGCGCAGGAGGCUGAGAGGCAGCUGGUUCUGGAGCGGGUCCGGCAGGCCGAGGACAACAUCAGCGGCCGGAUCAGCAGCCUGCUGAUGGCCAACAGCAGGCAGAAGAAGAGCGCAGAGUUCCUCCAGGCCAUGGAGGAGGACCGGAUCCGCAUGGAGCAGCUGACGGCCGUCACCCAGGAGGAGGCCGGAUCCCUGAGGAGGAGAGAGGUGGCAGCCGCCAUGCAGAAGAUGCUGUCAGACGGCUACGCCAUGAGCCUCCUGCAGGAGGCCAGCGACAGCCGCCGGCAGAGCCUGGUUUCUGAGGCGCACCGCAGCCUGGAGUCUCUGGACAGGAAGUUCGACCGGAUGCUGUCUCUCCAGGUUCUGGACAAGUCCAAGGCCAUCGCUCAGAUCCUGCAGGAGGAAGAGAUGCAGAAAGCUGCGUUCCAGGCGCUGCAGCUGCAGAAGGACGCCGUCCACGGCUACAUCCGCAACCAGAUCAAACUCAUUGAGGCCGAACUCAUGCAGCUCACUAAGCUGGAGGUCAAGAGGCGGAGCCUGGACGCCGAGAGCCUGCAGGAGGUCCUGGUGGAGCAGCGCACGGCGCUCAGCGAUCUGCUGCAGCAGCUGCUGAAGCAGAGGGACCAGCGGGAGCAGGAGCUGCGGGAGGUUCUGGUGGAGAUAGAGAAGAAGUCGGACUCCACCCAGCAGAACUACUGGAUGAUCCAGUACCAGCGGCUGCUGGACGCCAAGCCGCUGUCGCUCCGGAUGCAGGAAGCCGGUCUGGAGACGGAGCUGGUGAACCUGCUCUGCAAACUGUCGGCUCAGCACCACCUGCUCCUGGCCCACCACCACGUCACCCUGGAAACGCUGCGCCACAUGACGGCGUCGGACCUCAAGAAGCUGGGUGUUCAGGAAGCCGGGAUCCAGAAAGCUCUGCUGAACCUGGCCCGGGACCGCCAGCCUGCAGGAACCAGCAAAGCAGAAACCCCGACAGGUCUGACUCCGCCCCCGUCUCCUCUGCUGCCCAGCACCGCCACCGCGCUGACCCCGAGCCCGCCGCGGUCGCCACGGACCCCAGGGACCCCUGGGACCCCCGUCACGCCCUCCGCCCCCACACUGGUGGAGGGACCAGGCAGCUCAGAGUGUGUGGUCUGCAUGGAGAUCGGGGCUCAGGUCGUCUUCCUGCCCUGCGGUCACGUCUGCUGCUGCCAGGUCUGCAGCGACGCCCUGCAGAACUGCCCUCUGUGCCGCAGCAACAUCUCCCAGCGCAUACGGCUUUACCAGAACUAGAACCGGACCGGAACCGGGCCAGAACCGGACCGCUCCCUGUGUAUUUAUGCAUGAUCCUCAAGCUGCUGAGGAAACAAGUAAAAACUGUCAACUGGUUUUAAAGAUCCAUCAACAGAACCUUGAGACGAGUUUCUGUCUGCCGCUCGGUUCCUGUGGAUUCUGUCUGCGGGUCGGAACCGGGCCGGUUCUGUCGGUGCCUCUCAUCAUGUGAAGCUUUGUGUGUUUUUAGCCAAAGUAGCAGCAGACGAGUCGAUGUUUCCACGCAGCGGCGUCUCGCCCUCAGGCUGGGUUUAGCAUAAAGGAUUCCUCCAUGUUUGUUAUUAUUGUUACUUUAUGAGUUUUAAAACAAUUAAAAAGUUUUAAUUAACUCCAAUCAGCAGCCUGAGUCAGAAUAUUAAAGCACUUUAAACUUAUCUGUUUAUUAAAUUGAUUUUAAUAAAAAAUAUAAAAUAUUUUUAAAACAUGCAGUAAAUC
Molecule: messenger RNA, 3043 nt
Organism: Poeciliopsis prolifica (blackstripe livebearer)
Lineage: Eukaryota; Metazoa; Chordata; Actinopteri; Cyprinodontiformes; Poeciliidae
Product: E3 ubiquitin-protein ligase LRSAM1-like
Molecular function (GO): protein binding
Source: RefSeq, a predicted model, not a curated record